UUAUACAUUGACUUGUAGUUCUGAAUUCAACACCACCACCACCAACAACUACAAGAACCAGUCUUCUCUUUCAAUCAAAAUCCAUUUCACUAACCAAAACAAUCAUGACCAUCAGAUAGUGUUCCCACUUCUUCUUCUUUUUUUUUUGUGGUUCUCUUUUCAUCGUCUUUUAUUUUCAGAAUCCCUUUUUUAACAUGGAUUCUGAAGAGUCUGUUCCCCAACUCAGAGGCGUUGUCAUCAUCACUCUUCCUCCUCCGGAUAACCCUUCUUUAGGCAAAACCAUCACUGCUUUUACUGUUACUAAUGACUCUCUACAGCCCCACCAAACUCCACAAGAAAAUGAUUUGAUUCCACAGGAACAAAACGCAGUUCCUGAACUUCCCCUUCAGUCCCCUCCAGUUCAAUUCUAUAUACCAAGACCCCUUUUUGACUCUCCAAGGAAGCUUUUUGGCCUUCUGGGUAUCGCUGUUCUGGCUCUUCUUCUCUAUAGUUCCGUGUUUUCACACACUGUUCAAGAGCUUCGUAAUUCUAAAGAGGAUCGUGAGGAUAAGAAGACUCUUAUUUUCCCUUUGUAUCGGAAAUCUAGUGUUCCUGAGAAUGAUAUAGAGUUUAAGCUUGGGAGGGCUGUAGCUUCAAUUUAUGCGGAUAAAAAGAAUAUCAACAAAAAGUCUUUUUCUGCUAAUACUGUCGGUGUUGAUUCUUCUUCAAUUUUCCCUGUUAGGGGCAGCGUUUAUCCAGAUGGACUAUAUUUCACAUAUAUGCUUGUUGGAAGUCCUCCAAGACCUUAUUAUCUUGAUAUUGAUACCGGGAGUGAUUUAACAUGGAUUCAAUGUGAUGCUCCUUGCAGCAGCUGUGCCAAGGGAGCGAAUCCUUUAUACAAGCCAAGAAUUGAGAGCAUAUUACCUUCCAAGGACCCAUUGUGCAAGGAAAUCCAAAGAAAUCAGAAGGGUGCAUAUUGUGAAGCUUGCCAGUGUGACUAUGAGAUUGAAUAUGCAGAUCGUAGCUCCUCUAUGGGGGUUCUUGCAAGAGAUGAGCUUCAGCUAAUGAUUACAAAUGGAUCAUUGACCAAGUUAAAUGUUGUUUUUGGGUGUGCGUAUGAUCAACAAGGUUUGCUUUUAAACACUCUAGUACAGACAGAUGGAAUCCUUGGACUAAGCAGAGCUAAAGUUAGUUUACCUUCCCAAUUGGCAAGCCAGAAGAUCAUUAAUAAUGUGGUUGGUCACUGCCUAGCCACAGAUGCAGGAAGCGGCGGCUAUAUGUUCUUAGGUGAUGAUCUUGUACCAAAUUGGGGUAUGGCAUGGGUCCCGAUGCUGGAUUCUCCCUCCAUAGACUUUUACCAUACAGCAAUUGUGAAAAUGAGUUAUGGAAGUAGCCUACUCAGUUUAGGUGGUUGGGACAGCCAAGUAGGACGGGCAUUGUUUGAUACUGGCAGUUCUUACACCUACUUCACAAAACAAGCAUAUAUCGAAUUGGUUGCUUCUCUUAAGGAAGUUUCAAACAUGGGACUCAUCCUAGAUUCAUCAGAUUCAACAUUGCCCCUUUGUUGGCGAGCUAAACUUCCCAUCAGGUCAGUUAUGGAUGUGAAGCAGUACUUCAAGACUUUGACCCUUCAGUUUGGGAGCAAAUGGUGGAUUGCUUCUACAAAGCUUCGUAUUCCUCCAGAGGGCUACUUGAUCGUCAGUAAGAAAGGUAAUAUAUGCCUGGGUAUACUCGAUGGAAGCGAAGUACAUGAUGGAUCGACAAUUAUACUUGGAGAUAUCUCUAUGCGUGGGCAAUUGAUCGUGUAUGACAACAUUAAUCAGAGGAUUGGUUGGGCGAAAUCAGAUUGUGUCAAGCCUCGACGGAUCAAGACCCUGCCAUUCUUUGAGGGAUCAGUUGAUCUGGGAACGAAGUAGGAGUUUUGUAUGUACAUUAUCUAUAGUUUAUAGCUCUCUAUUAUACUCCCGCGUUGAAAUUCUGUUUGUAUGAACCUCUGUACGUUUUGUAAUUAGCUUGUGUAUAUUAAUAUA
Messenger RNA from Pistacia vera, 2009 nucleotides. Its product is annotated as aspartyl protease APCB1. NCBI's taxonomy places the organism in Eukaryota, Viridiplantae, Streptophyta, Magnoliopsida, Sapindales, Anacardiaceae. Gene Ontology annotation, molecular function: aspartic-type endopeptidase activity. The transcript is spliced from 9 exons. Gene Ontology annotation, biological process: proteolysis. The coding region runs from base 195 to 1895 and encodes 566 amino acids. The record is from RefSeq and is a predicted model, not a curated record.